ACUAAAGGUUCUUCAGAAUAUUAAAAUGUUCUUCACACUAAAGACCCGUUUACACCAAGAACGAUAACUAUAACGAUAACUAUAUUUGCGUCCACACCAACGAACGAUAACGGUCUGUUUAUUCUAAGCUCACGCGCUGCGUUUUUGCUGUUCUUGUUGCAUUUACACGGCUUUAACCAGCAGAUGUCCUCAGCAUGCUAUGUUUCGAGUGAAUAGUCGAUCUAAUCUAACAGCGAAUUUAGCUGACAAAGUCAAUAUAGUGGAUUAAAAAUAACGCGUAGUCUUUUUCACUGCAACUUCAAAGGAAGCAAGACAAUGUUGUCGAAACUAGCGCUGGAUACCUGAGGUAAUUUUAUUUUACACUGUUUGCUAUCCUGGCAUAAUGAUUUCAUCGUUAAUACUUCUCACCAUUUAUUCCGAGGGUAUUACCGAUUGUUUUCCAUAUAUCCAUUUUCUAUAAAGUAUCCCUGAAAAGAGGUUUUGACUUGUCAAAACAGUCGUGGCUUUUUCUGGACCUCGGCGAUUAACUAUGGCGGCGAUUAACAUUAAAAUGGCGGGCGACAUUGCGCCCGCCAUUUUAAAUGCGCGAGCCAUUAAAUUAGAAUGGAUUCUGAUUGGCUGUCAGUGUUUUAUCGCUCAACAGCUGGGGGAAAAGAAAUCGUUCUGAAAGUGAUCCGAUAUCGUUUCUCUAUAUCGUUAUAGCUAUGGUGUGGACAGUGAUAUUCUUUUAUAUUUAGAACGAUUUUUAGAACUAUAUCUUUAUAGUUAUCGUUCUUGGUGUGAAGAAUAAAUGGUUUAAGAACUGAUUACUGAAAGGUUCUUUGGGGGGAAAAAAAAUUCGGUUGUGUUUGUUUAAUUUCGGUUGUGAGGGUGCAAUGCAGUUGCUCAUCUUUCUGUUUUUAUGUUUUUAGCCAGCACACAUACAUACUUUCAAAUUGAAUAGAAAUAAAUGCUAUAAUUAUGAGCACAGGAUAUAGCUAGAGGAAAUGUACAGGUUCCCGGCAAACUUUACGAGCUCCUAGACUAAUUAUAGUGUGUGUGUGUGUGUGUGUGUGUGUGUGUGUGUGUGUGUGUGUGUGUCCUUCAGACCUGCCCUUGCUGCUCCUGGUAUUCUUAUGCGUUUCCCUGGAGAACACACACACACACGCACACACACAUCAAAUACAUUUAAACAGCCCGUGCUCCUCAUAAACACACUCAGUUCCUCAUGUGCAGCAGUGGAAACUUCUGACAGCUCUCUGUAAACUCUAUACAUUCUGUUUCUCUCUCUCACAAACACACACACACACACACACACACACUGAUGUCAUUCUGAAGGCAGCGGCAGAAUGAAUCGCCCUCAGCAUUGCGCGCGCGCGCACACACCUGACGCGCGCUCACGCUCUCCAGACGCGAACUUCUGUGCGGAGCAGACGAGAUCUUUUCACGGGAUAUUUUCGCGAAAAACUGAAGAGAGACUGAAGAUCUGAUGUGUUUAACCGCUGCUCUCAUAAUGGAUGUGAUGCUGUUUUUCUCUCUCAUCUGUGUUUUUGCAGCAGCAGGUUCAGACACACUCAGGUCAUCCAGGCCGCUGGUUCUGUCCGAUGGAUGGUGUCAGUACGGCCGGACGCAGGACUGCUGCUUGGGUUGGAUGAGAAACUCACAGGGGCGAUGCAGACCCGUGUGUGAGUCGGGCUGUAAACAUGGCGAGUGUGUUGGACCAGAUCAGUGCCGCUGUCAUCCAGGAUUCACCGGCAAGACCUGCAACCAAGAUGUGAACGAGUGUGCGUUCAGGCCGUGUAAGUACAGGUGUAUGAACACACUGGGCAGUUAUAAAUGCUACUGUCUCAACGGCUUCAUGAUGACGGCCGACGGCUCGUGCAGGAACGCUCGUACGUGUGCGAUGGCCAACUGUCAGUACGGCUGCGCGGUGAUGAAAGGAGAGGUCAAAUGUCAGUGUCCGUCUCCAGGACUGCGUCUCGCUCCCGACGGCAGGACGUGUGUCGAUGUUGACGAGUGUGUGACGGGUCAAGCCAAGUGUGCGAGGUUUCGUAAGUGUGUGAACACGUUCGGCAGCUUCGUCUGCAGAUGCCAUGAAGGAUUUGAGCUGAAGCACAUUGACGGAAAAUAUCACUGCACAGAUAAGAAGUUUCCUUCUGUUUGCUAUGACAAGCCAGGACACAAGAAAUGCAGAUGUUCACCAGGUGUUAAUGGGAAGGGUUACGACUGCAAACCUGUUGUUAAAGUCACUAUUGAACCUGCAAGACCAGUGAAAGUCACAGCCAGUCUGACCACCAUCUCCACGGCAACAACUCCCAUGACGACCACCAAAGAAAUAACCACAACAACAACAACCAUAGCCAUUCCCACCACAACCGUCACCACAGCAACUUCAGUUCCAACAAGCAGAGCUGUUACAAAAGUAACACCAGCUGUUACUUUUACUGUUGCUAUGACAACGACAGAAUCUACAACUACAACAGCCCUCACAACAACAACAACUACGACGUCUACAUCUACAGAGACACUUCCAAUCACAGUUAUAACAACAACAGCAGCGACUGUAGCGAACACGACCCCGGAGACGAGCUCCACGACGACUCUGGACAACCGCGUCCACAGAGAGAGCACGGCAAAGCCCAGAGGAGACGUACACAUUCCACGUUACGAAAACAACGUUUUUGACUGGGACUUUGAUGUUGAGCUGGGAAACACAGCGGAGCAUGUGCGAGAUGAUCCAGCGGCUGGUGUUGUGAGCUGCUCAUUUGAUGAGGGUUUGUGUGUUUGGAUGACGGACUCAGAAGGAGACCUAGAAUGGGAAAUCAAAGAUGAUCCCGCAGGUGGGCGGUACCUCUCAGUACCAGAGGCUACGAAUAAGCGAAGUGUCAGAGGGGCGCGGCUUACUGUGCCACUGGCCACACCCACAAAGGCGUGGCAGGGCGGUGACCUCUGUCUGGCAUUUAGACACCUGCUCCAUGGACACCACAUCGGCUCUCUGCAAGUGUUUGUCAGGAAGGGGCGGAGUCACAGCCCGUCAAUCUGGACCAGGACUGGAGGACAUGGCUGGAGACACACCCAAAUCACUCUUGGGGGGCGGGGCCUUAUUGAUAUUGUGCUGAAGGCAGAGAGACGGCGAGGGAAACUUGGAGAAAUUGCAGUGGAUGAUCUCAGCCUGCGACGAGGAGCCUGUAGUGAUAGAGACGACAGGACAGAGUGACACACACACACACACACACACUAGAUUGUAUUUGUUUUCAAGUUAAUGAUGUGUAUGUAUAUAUAUAUAUAUAUAUGGGCCAUUCUACAGAUUUAAAAUAUCAGUAAUCCUAAUAUAUAUAAAAUCAUUUAUUGGGUUCUUUCAGUUGGGAGGUGUCUGUCCCGAACCCUAGCCCCUAAAUUUCAACUUGUGAAAAUGAUAUUAAAAUAAUUUUUGCGUUUUUAUUUACGUUGUUGUUUUUAAAAAUAUAUUUUAUAUAUUUUUUUUUUUAAAAAGUGAAGUUAAAAAAAAUUAUUUUAUAUUUUAUUUUUAAAUCAUGGAACUUCAUAUAAAAAAAAAAUGUGUCCCACAUUUUCAUGUCACUACCGAAACAGUGUGUGUUUGAGUCCAUUGUCUGAGACUGUUUUUAACACACUUCUACAUUUUUGAUCAGGAAAUAUUCCUGUUUCUCCCUCUCAUCGCCUCUCUUUCAGAGUAGAUAGCUCCAUCAUUCUGAGUUAAAUGUGUUCAAAAGUCGGAAAAUCUGUGUGGAACUUUAAGGAACGUCACUAACAAACACCUUUUUCUGCAAUUAAGCAAACUUUUUUGGGUGUUAUUCCAUAAAAUGUAGUUUUUAUGUGUAUAACUGUUCAGAACUGUGCUAGCUAACCAUGUGCUGAUUAGUAUCUUUGAGCAGCUCAAAAGUAUCUAAAAUUGUCACUACCGAAACAGUCACGUCCAAAGCAUGUCAUCAUGUCAACAAAAUUUUAGUACAGUUAUUCAAAUCAUUAGUAUUUUAAUAUGUUUUAUUAUGCGACUUAAAAUCCUGUCAUGUGAUGUGGUCACUACCAACACAUUACUGUCACUACCGAAACUGUGCAGUCACGACCGAAACAUGGGAUGUUUUGACAAAAAUAAAGUAUACUGAAUGAUCAACUAAGAUGUUAUUAUAGUGUUUGGUUCAAUGUAUAUUCAAACUAAUGAAUCCUUCACUUUGACAUCAGUUUGAUAAACUUUAUGACUUUUACAAAGAAAGAUUGGAUUCAAAAUACAACAAAUCUCAUAAAUUACACUUGCAAUAUUGUUAAAGUUGUAAUUGUUAUUGAUUUACCUGUGAAAACUUUUUUUUUUUUUUUAAAUAGCAAAAACUAUAUUUACAAGGUAGAUGUAAACAAAAUCUUAAUAGGUCAAUGUAACCCUUCUUAUUAAAUUAUUUAUUAUUGUGUUUCGGUAGUGACAAAUUUGGGGAGAGGAAAAAUAUUCCAAAAGUUUCUGAAAAUACAAUAUGAGAAUUAACUGUACAAUUACUAGAAAUGUGUACCUUGGAUAUUAUACAAUUUGCAUACAUACAAAUUUAGUGGAAAAUACAUUUUUUUUCAAGACGUUUCCAACUCUGACUGUGAACCAAUUCUGUAGAAUGACCCAUAUAUGUAUAUAUAUAUAAAAUAAUUAUUUUAAUUAUUUAAAUAUAAUAUUUGAAUAUAUAUUAAAAUAGUUAAAUAUACAUUAUAUUUUUUUCACACAUUGCAGUAGUAGAACUUAUUGGGGAAAUUGUGCUUAAUUGUCUUUAAAACAAUGUCACAAAAUCGUACAUAAAUUCUUUUAUUUGAAGGAAUAUUCCAAAAGAAUUUCCAGAUUCAAUAUUUGAAGUGAAAUAUGACCCGAUAUAUUUAGUGAAAUUCAAUGACAUACUUACACGUGUUUGUUUCAGGGGUUUGAUUAAUAUUUAUAUUUUUCUACAUCAUUAGAUCAGUAAUAAUUUGUGUUAGUAAAUCUGUAUUAUCAGUGGCCUUGUCAUUUAAAUUAUUUAUAAAUAAUAAUUAUUACUAUUUUUUUUAUCUAGUUCUACUCGUGUUCAGUUUUCUCACUUCUCUCAGUGUUAUUGUGAUCAUGAAAUGUUGUAAAUACAUUCUGUUUUUGUAUCUGAGUGUGUAUUUAAAGCUUAAAGUGCUUUAUAAACUUGAAUCAAAA
Ctenopharyngodon idella (grass carp) is the source of this 5146-nucleotide messenger RNA. Its product is annotated as nephronectin. The record is from RefSeq and is a predicted model, not a curated record. Lineage: Eukaryota; Metazoa; Chordata; Actinopteri; Cypriniformes; Xenocyprididae. Gene Ontology annotation, molecular function: calcium ion binding. Gene Ontology annotation, cellular component: membrane.